AAACCCUUGUUUCAGGUUAGGUUUUUCUACUUCAGCAGCCCACCUGACCCAAAACAGUCGAGCGGAGAAAGACAAAUUGGAAGAAAGAAAUUCCGACCGAGCAUUUCCUACAGUUGCCGAGUUCCGGUCAACAACUGCAAACCACAGCAUCCGCUGAAGCAGGAGCAGCGUGCUAACACCACCACCGACAUAGCCUUUAAACAAGCUCUGUCGGGAAACUUGGUUUAAUUAGGCAUGGACAAGAACAUUCUACAAGGACUUGAAGGAAUACCUGAAGAGGACAAGAUGCGUAUGGCCGCAACAAUUGAUCAACUACAAGUGCGAGAUAGUAUGAGAAUGUAUAAUUCAGUUGUAGAGAGAUGCUUCAAUGAUUGUGUCGAUAGCUUUACACGCAAAUCACUUCAGAAGCAGGAAGAGACUUGUGUUAUAAGAUGUGCCGAGAAGUUCUUGAAGCAUUCAAUGCGCGUCGGCCUGAGGUUUGGUGAGCUUAAUAAUAUGCAGGCUACACCGGACCAAAGUAGCUAAAGGACCAGCAGAUUGGCUAAAAAUUUGUUUGCCAAUGUAGAAAUCUUAUUUGGAUAAAUAGGGGAUGCUUUGCUAUUUAUCAUUUUCAACUGAUUCUCCCAAGAGUUUUGAUAAUUUUUGCUUAAAUGUCUAUCUUUUAUUAUAAACUUAAAGAAUAUUAGUGGCCCCCUUAUGAAUGAUAAUAAAACAUUCUGAUUGUUUUGAAAUGCAAUAUUUUUGUUCUAGAA
This is a messenger RNA of Jatropha curcas, 752 nucleotides long. Its product is annotated as mitochondrial import inner membrane translocase subunit Tim9. The record is from RefSeq and is a predicted model, not a curated record. Lineage: Eukaryota; Viridiplantae; Streptophyta; Magnoliopsida; Malpighiales; Euphorbiaceae.